AUGCUCCCUCAAAUCUUCAUUUCAGCAUUCGUACUCCUUCUCCCAGUUGCUUCAGGAUCAUUCCCGGAAGUAUAUGGAAUGGGGGGUGAGCCUGUGACGCUGCCAUGUUCUUAUCCUGAAUCUCGUGCACUCUCAUUCGUGUGCUGGGGCCGAGGCGAAUGUGCUUCUGAUACGUGUGGACAAACACUUGUCUGGACUGAUGGAAACCGAAUCAACUAUCGGACAAGCAGUCGCUACCAGAUCAACGCGCAGCUUCUUCAAGGAAAUGCAUCCUUGACCAUCGAUUACGCCUAUGUGAGUGACAGCGGUCUCUACUGCUGCCGAGUGGAAAUGAAGGGAUGGGAUGGUGUGCAGACACUGACCACCUCACUGCAGGUUCAACCAGGAAGCAAUUCGACCAGGACUAAAGGCCUUGCUAUUGGUCUCUCCAUUUUCGUGCUGCUUCUAGUUCUUGUGAGCUCAUUAGUUGUGGCAAAUUACAUAUUUAUGAAAAAGAGGCCAGGAUCUCAAAGCUUGGUAGCCUUUUGUGUUUCUAAGAUCAGAACUUUACUAAAUAAAGAGGCUGCGUGACCACGAGCCCAAGACAACGGACGUCUACAAUAUUGAAGACGAUCUUCAUGUCAGCGUUUAAGUUUCAGGAGAAGACAGCUACGGCAUAUCACCAGGCUGGACACCCCUUAAGUGCCUGGACUAUUUUCUGUGUCAGUUCACCUUGAGUUCCCACUUUGCAGCGGCAGUGGAGAGGCUGCCCCUCUAGCUGUCUCUUUGCAUAUCCACUGCUGACAUGAUGCCGUCUCUCCACACUACCGAUCCUUCCUUCAAACACGAAUGCUUGAACAUUUUGGGCGUCCUUUAGGCCCCAUAAUUCUUUUGUCUGCGAAAAGCAAUUAUUGGUAAUAUCUAUCUUAGUUACUAAAACCAUCCAGCAAAGAGGAAUAGGAUUUUAAAGUAAAACUAAAAUAAAACAAAUGUGGAUUUAAUUAAGGAGGAUGAGAUUUAAUUUAGAUUUGAUUCAUGAUUCUGCUUUGUUUAUGUAAUUAGUGGAUGCCAUACAGGAAGAGCUCCCUGGAGAUGGCCCACUGUCUGCUCAGCUGCAAUGGGACUAGUCUGGUGAGGCAUGGCCACAAAGACUUCGUCCCAGGAUUGCUUCUUGUUACUGAUGCGCUUUCUCAAAUUUGUCACUGCCAUACUCCUCAUUUAUUUAUUUUUUUUUUCGGUUCUUUUUUUCGGAGCUGGGGACCGAACCCAGGGCCUUGCGCUUCCUAGGCAAGCGCUCUACCACUGAGCUAAAUCCCCAACCCCCAUACUCCUCAUUUAUGUGGCUUCAUGUAAGUGGACACCAAGAGACCCUCACUGCCUAUAGCCUUCUGUGAAUACUUUCUGGGUGACAGCCCACCCUAUUGGGCAUAUUUCCUAGAGACCAACAAGAAGAUGACUUGUCAUGAAUUAAUGACAAAUAAUUUAAUGACUUUACAGGAUUCGUGAUUUGAUUCAGAUAAUUUUAGGAAGAAAAUUUGAGGAGAUGAUUUUAGCUGUUUUGCCAAGAAGAUGUAAUAAAGGUAGAAUAAAGAAUAGCAUAAGACUCCCUCCUCAUAGAAUAGUAAGUAAAAAUCAACAUAAUAGGGAAUUGCAUAAAUUGCACUAAGAAAAGAAAUAGGUUUGAGACAAAUUUGUGAUCAAGGAUAAACACUCAAUCUAGGUCAGAUCCAAGCAUGAGGCCAUGGGUGUUCACUAUGAUAAUGAACUUAUAGAAUGAAACACUGCUU
Rattus norvegicus (Norway rat) is the source of this 1766-nucleotide messenger RNA. It is a transcript of the gene Havcr1l2, whose product is annotated as hepatitis A virus cellular receptor 1 like 2. Gene Ontology annotation, cellular component: plasma membrane. The record is from RefSeq and is a predicted model, not a curated record. Gene Ontology annotation, biological process: symbiont entry into host cell. NCBI's taxonomy places the organism in Eukaryota, Metazoa, Chordata, Mammalia, Rodentia, Muridae.